Odocoileus virginianus texanus is the source of this 3568-nucleotide messenger RNA. The record is from RefSeq and is a predicted model, not a curated record. Lineage: Eukaryota; Metazoa; Chordata; Mammalia; Artiodactyla; Cervidae.
AUGGAAGCUUCCUGCAUCCCUGACCUGGUUCCCUCGUUCACCAGCAAGCGCUCCGGGGCCUGGACGGAAGGACCGAGCUCCACGGGAUGGAAGGCAGAGACCCGCUCACUCCCCCCUGUCUGUCUCCGCAGGCCCUUCCCCUCGGAGGAGACGGCGGAGAAUGAUGAGGACGUGUACCGCAGCCUGGAGGAGCUGGCAGAUGAGCAUGGCGUGGGAGAGGACAUCUAUGACUGCGUCCCGUGCGAGGAUGACGGGGACGACAUCUACGAGGACAUCAUCAAGGUGGAGGUGCAACAGCCCAUGAAAAUGGGCAUGACGGAGGAUGACAAGAGGAACUGCUGCCUGUUGGAGAUCCAGGAGACGGAGGCCAAGUACUGCCGGACGCUGGAGGACAUCGAGACGAACUACGUGACACCCCUGAGGCUGGUCCUCAGCCCGGCGGACAUGGCGGCCAUCUUCAUCAAUCUGGAGGACCUGAUUAAGGUGCAUCACAGCUUCCUGAGGGCCAUCGAUGUGUCCAUGAUGGCAGGCGGCAGCUCGCUGGCCAAGGUCUUCCUGGACUUCAAGGAGAGGCUCCUGAUCUACGGGGAGUACUGCAGUCACAUGGAGCACGCCCAGAACACACUGAACCAGCUGCUGGCAAGCAGGGAGGACUUCAGACAGAAAGUCGAGGAAUGCACCCUGAAGGUCCAAGACGGGAAGUUCAAGCUGCAGGACCUGCUGGUGGUGCCCAUGCAGAGGGUGCUCAAAUACCACCUGCUCCUCAAGGAACUUCUGAGCCAUUCCACCGACCGGCCGGAGAGGCAGCAGCUCAAAGAAGCGCUGGAGGCCAUGCAGGACUUGGCCAUGUACAUAAAUGAAGUUAAACGGGACAAAGAGACCCUGAAGAAAAUCAGUGAAUUUCAGAGCUCUAUAGAAAACUUGCAAGUGAAACUGGAGGAAUUUGGGAGACCGAAGAUCGACGGGGAGCUGAAGGUCCGGUCCAUAGUCAACCACACCAAGCAAGACAGGUACCUGUUCCUGUUUGACAAGGUGGUCAUCGUCUGCAAGCGGAGGGGCUACAGCUACGAGCUGAAGGAGAUCAUAGAGCUGCUCUUCCACAAGAUGACCGACGACCCCAUGAACAACAAGGACGUCAAGAAGUGGUCCUACGGCUUCUAUCUCAUUCACUUGCAAGGCAAGCAGGGCUUCCAGUUUUUCUGCAAGACAGAGGACAUGAAGAGGAAAUGGAUGGAGCAGUUUGAGAUGGCCAUGUCAAACAUCAAGCCCGACAAGGCCAACGCCAACCACCAUAGCUUCCAGAUGUACACGUUCGACAAGACCACCAACUGCAAGGCCUGCCGCAUGUUCCUCAGGGGUACUUUCUACCAGGGUUACCUCUGCACCAAGUGUGGCGUCGGGGCGCACAAGGAGUGUCUGGAAGUGACCCCUCCCUGCAAGAUCAGUUCUCCUGCAGACCCGGACGCCUCUGGAGCAGGGCCAGGUCCCAAGAUGGUGGCCGUGCAGAAUUACCAUGGCAACCCCGCUCCACCCGGGAAGCCGGUGCUGACCUUCCAGACGGGCGAUGUGAUCGAGCUGCUGAGAGGCGACCCCGAGUCUCAGUGGUGGGAGGGUCGGCUGGUGCAGACCAGGAAGUCAGGCUACUUCCCCAGCUCGUCUGUGAAGCCCUGUCCUGUGGAUGGAAGGCCGCCCGUCAGCCGGCCGCUGUCCCGGGAGAUGGAUUACACGGCGUACCCCUGGUUUGCCGGAAAUAUGGAGAGGCAGCAGACCGACAACCUGCUCAAGUCCCACGCCAGCGGGACCUACCUAAUCAGGGAGCGGCCGGCAGAGGCCGAGCGCUUUGCCAUAAGCAUCAAGUUCAACGACGAGGUGAAGCACAUCAAGGUGGUGGAGAAAGACAGCUGGGUCCACAUCACAGAAGCCAAGAAAUUUGAAAGCCUCUUGGAGCUGGUGGAGUACUACCAGUGCCACUCGCUCAAGGAGAGCUUCAAGCAGCUGGACACCACACUCAAGUACCCGUACAAGGCACGGGAACGCACAGCCUCUCGGGCCUCCAGCCGCUCCCCAGCUUCCUGCGCUUCCUACAACUUUUCUUUUCUCAGUCCUCAGGGCCUCGGCCUUGCUUCUCAGGGCUCCUCAGCGCCCUUCUGGUCAGCAGUGUUUACACCCCGUGUCAUCGGCACGGCUGUGGCCAGGUACAACUUCGCUGCCCGCGACCUGCGGGAGCUCUCGCUGCGGGAAGGUGACGUGGUGAAGAUAUACAGCCGCAUUGGCGGGGACCAGGGCUGGUGGAAGGGCGAGACCAACGGCCGGAUUGGCUGGUUUCCUUCAACAUACGUAGAAGAGGAGGGAGUCCAGUGACAGCGAGACCACAGACGGGGCUCGCGGGUCUUCUUGGAAGAGUUGCUCCAGUGAUGAAGUCUGUCUCGAGCUCUGCCACUCAAGAGGGAAGAUGCCUGCCGACCUUGCAGUCUUCGCCAGCCCGUGGGGAUGGGGAGGGGGUUCAGAGUCCUACAUGUGAUCUGUCCUGCCAUCGGUCUUCCCCUGGUAGCCUGUCCUGGGUACACGCUGCUUGUACAUAGAGGAAAUCUGGGCCAGCCCUGGGUGCCCAGGAGAGGGAGUGCCCAUGGGUGGCACCCUGAGCCCGGCUCUGGGUGACAGCUGAGGCCAGAGCUCACCUUGCCCCUGUCCUGUCAAGAUGGCCUGCAGGAGCCUGGGCUUGAAAAGCAGGUGCCGUCCAGGGAGGGCUGGGCGCCGUGGAGGGGGCCUGCCCCUGGCCCCUUCCGUUCAGCCUCUGGACCCUCAGCCCUCCUGCAUCCCGCUGCUCCCAGGGGGAGGCUUCAGGCCUUGAGAGGCAGAGGGGCCAGAGUAGGCCGCUGUGCCUGGGGACAGAAGGGGGCAUCGCCAGGGCCUGUGCAGCCCCUCAGACUCCCCCGUCCCUCUGCUCUGGGGGUGUGCAGAGACCCCCAAGGAGGCCCCCCGCUCUCAGGCGGGAGCCUGAGGAACGAUGAAGCUGCCAACCCUGCUCCCCAGUCAGAGGUACUGUCUGCCCGGAGUCCUCGGUGUGUCUGUCUGUCCUGCUGCCAGCUGGAUACGUGGUUUAGAAACGCUGAUGAGGGCGGGAAGCAAACGGAGUUUUCUGCUCGCUCGGGCUCUGCUGCUCACACUCCUCUCCAGAAGGACGCGCCCCCCACCCCCAGCUCCCGAGCAGGCGGGGGCCCUCUGCGUCUCCCACGUCCUGCCAGGUGGCCACUGAGAGUCUGCCCAAGCUUUGCACACACGUUGCUUCUAGCCCUUGGCAAGUCUUCCAGGACUCCUGCAGCCCAUGAAACAGGGCCUGUGGCCAGCCCUUAGUAAGUGCUCUUGGUGGGUGGACUCCCCUCCUCACUCCUCCUGGCCCUUGACCUCUGGCUGGCUUGGCCAGUCCCCGUUCUGUCCACUCAGUUGUUGCGUGAGUCCCAGCGACGCUGUCUCCUCCCAGCGCUGUGCCAAAGCUGCCGCUGCGACCUGGGCUUCGUGGGUCCCCCUUUCCCAGGGCUCAGGUGCACAUGGUCAGCCGUCGCUGAGG